This is a messenger RNA of Entelurus aequoreus (snake pipefish), 8901 nucleotides long. RefSeq names its product myosin VIIAa (gene myo7aa). Lineage: Eukaryota; Metazoa; Chordata; Actinopteri; Syngnathiformes; Syngnathidae. The transcript has 51 exons. Bases 184 to 6873 code for a protein of 2229 amino acids. Gene Ontology annotation, cellular component: myosin complex; cytoskeleton. Gene Ontology annotation, molecular function: protein binding; cytoskeletal motor activity; ATP binding. The record is from RefSeq and is a predicted model, not a curated record.
CACACACACACACAGACAGAUGAUCAUCCAUCGUGGAGUGUUUGACUUCUAUGCAGACGCUGUAGGUGUGAUCACACUGAAUAGGACAGUGUUGAUGACAGAGUAUGUCAGACGUAAGGUUGGACGGUCAUAUGCUAGUCCACUCCCACACAAUGUCUGGCGCAUUUUAACUUGCCGGUCACCAUGGCAACCAAAUUUAAGAGGAGGGAAUCGGACUGGCCGCUGGAGGGUUGGGACCCUAACGUCCGCCGUCUGAGUUACAAGUACAACGCCCUCAUCAAGGGCGACUACGUGUGGCUGGAUUUGAAGAGUGGUCGGGAGUUUGAGGUUCCGAUUGGUGCCGUGGUCAAACUCUGUGACUCGGGACAGAUCCAGGUGUUGGACGAUGAAGGAAAUGAGCACUGGAUCUCCCCCCAGAAUGCUACCAACAUCAAGCCCAUGCACCCCACCUCCAUCCAUGGCGUGGAGGACAUGAUUCGCCUGGGAGAUCUCAAUGAGGCUGGGAUCCUCCGCAACCUGCUCAUCAGAUACAGAGAAAAGCUCAUCUAUACAAACUGUGGUGGCAGGACGUACACAGGCUCCAUACUGGUGGCAAUCAACCCGUAUCAGCUGCUUCCUAUCUACACGGCAGACCAGAUCCGCCUCUACACCAACAAGAAGAUCGGUGAGAUGCCGCCUCACAUCUUCGCCAUUGCUGACAACUGUUACUUCAACAUGCAGAGGAACAACCGCGACCAGUGUUGCAUCAUCAGCGGGGAGUCCGGAGCCGGAAAGACGGAAAGCACCAAGCUUAUCCUGCAGUUCUUGGCAGCCAUCAGUGGUCAACACUCAUGGAUUGAGCAGCAAGUCCUGGAGGCCAACCCCAUUCUGGAGGCCUUUGGCAACGCAAAAACCAUCCGCAACGACAACUCCUCUCGCUUUGGGAAAUACAUUGACAUCCAUUUCAACAAGAGAGGAGCCAUCGAGGGAGCCAAGAUAGAACAAUACCUGCUGGAGAAGUCGAGAGUUUGUCGCCAGGCCCACGAUGAACGGAACUACCACAUCUUCUACUGCAUGCUGAAAGGCAUGACGGCUGAUGAGAAGAAGAAACUGGGCCUGACCAAAGCCACAGACUACACCUACCUGACCAUGGGGAAAUGCACAGUGUGUGACGGCCGUGACGACAUGAAGGAGUACUCCAACAUCCGAUCCGCCAUGAAGGUUCUAAUGUUUACUGACAAAGAGAAUUGGGAGAUCUCAAAACUGCUGGCAUCCAUUUUGCACAUGGGCAACCUGCGCUAUGAAGCCCGUACCUAUGACAACCUGGACGCCUGUGAGGUGGUCCGCAGCCCGCAUCUUACGACUGCAGCAACACUAUUAGAGGUGGAUGGCAAGGACUUGAUGAACUGUGUGACAAGUAGAACUUUGAUCACUAGAGGAGAAACAGUUUCCACCCCCCUCAGCAUGGAGCAAGCUUUGGAUGUGCGCGACGCCUUUGUGAAGGGUAUUUACGGCCGCUUGUUCGUGUGGAUCGUGGAAAAGAUCAACGCUGCCAUCUACAAGCAUCCAUCCUCACAGGCCAAAGCUAUCCGACGCUGCAUCGGACUGUUAGACAUCUUUGGCUUCGAAAACUUCACAGUCAACAGCUUCGAGCAACUUUGCAUCAACUUCGCCAACGAGAACCUGCAGCAGUUUUUUGUGCGUCACGUCUUCAAGCUGGAACAAGAAGAGUACAACCUGGAGAACAUCAACUGGCAGCACAUCGAGUUCACCGACAACCAGGACGCCCUGGACAUGAUCGCCAUCAAGCCCAUGAACAUCAUCUCACUCAUCGACGAGGAGAGCAGGUUCCCUAAGGGCACUGACAGCACAAUGCUGAACAAACUCAACUUUCAACACAAAGUCAACACCAACUACAUCCCACCAAAAAACAACUACGAAACACAAUUUGGCAUCCAACACUUUGCUGGAGUUGUUUACUACGAAACCAGAGGCUUCCUGGAGAAGAACAGGGACACUUUAUAUGGUGACAUCAUCCAACUGGUUCACUCUUCCAAGAACAAGUUCAUCAAGCAGAUCUUCCAAGCAGAUGUUGCCAUGUUUCUGUGUGGUUUUGCUCCUGCUUCUUGUCUUCCUUCCAGCACUCUCUCUAAGGGGGCGGAGACCAGGAAGCGAUCUCCCACUCUUAGCAGUCAGUUCAAAAGAUCUCUGGAGUUGUUGAUGAGAACUCUGAGUGUCUGUCAGCCGUUUUUUGUUCGCUGCAUCAAACCCAAUGAAUACAAGAAGCCCAUGCUGUUUGACCGGGACCUUUGUGUGCGCCAGCUGAGGUACUCGGGAAUGAUGGAGACUAUCCGCAUCCGCCGUGCAGGGUAUCCCAUUCGCUACACCUUUGUGGAAUUUGUGGACCGCUACCGUGUGCUUAUGCCAGGAGUCAAGCCAGCGUACAAACAGGAGGAUCUGAGAGGAACCUGUCAGAGGAUUGCUGAGGCUGUGCUUGGCCGAGAUGACGACUGGCAGAUGGGAAAGACCAAAAUCUUCCUCAAGGAUCAUCAUGACAUGUUGCUGGAGAUUGAGAGAGACAAGGCCAUCACUGAUAAGGUCAUCCUCAUCCAGAAGGUUGUUCGAGGUUUUAAGGACAGAUCCAACUUCCUGAGGAUGAGGAAGUCGACUGUGUUGAUCCAGAAAACUUGGCGAGGAUAUCUCUGCAGAAAGAAUUAUGGAGCUAUGCGGGCAGGUUUCUCUCGCCUCCAGGCUCUGGUCCGCUCCAGGAAGUUGUGUGCGUCGUAUCACGUGGCCCGACAGCGCAUAACAGGCUUUCAGGGUCAUUGCCGAGGCUUCUUAGUGCGCCGUGCUUUUAGACACCGUCUGUGGGCCGUCAUCACUAUCCAAGCUUACACCAGAGGAAUGAUUGCACGGAGGUUGUAUCGCAGACUGAGGGGCGAGUAUCGAAGGAGGCUGGAGGCUGAGAAGAUGCGCCUGGCUGAAGAGACCAAACUGAGGAACCAGAUGUCUGCAAAGAAAGCCAAGGCUGAAGCUGAACGCAAACACCAGGAGCGUCUGACCCAGUUGGCCAAAGAGGACGCAGAGCGGGAGAAGAAGGAUAAGGAGGAGGCGAGGAGAAAGAAAGAGCUGGUGGAACAGAUGGAACGUGCCCGUACGGAGCCUGUCAAUGACUCAGACAUGGUGGACAAAAUGUUCGGCUUCCUGGGGACUACGAGUUCUUUUCCUGGUCAGGAAGGACAAGCUCCUGCUGGCUUUGAGGACCUGGAGCGAACCCACCGGGAGCUGGAGGAGGAGGACUUGGACGAGGCUCUUCCUUUGCCAGAAGAUGACGAUGAAGAGGAUCUGUCUGAGUACAAGUUUGCCAAGUUUGCUGCCACCUACUUUCAGGGAACCACCACACACACAUACGUCCGGCGACCCCUGAAACAGCCACUGCUCUUUCAUGAUGAUGAAGGAGACCAACUGGCGGCUCUAGCCGUGUGGAUCACAGUCCUGAGGUUCAUGGGAGAUUUGCCAGAGCCAAAAUACCACACAGCCAUCAGUGACGGCAGCGAAAAGAUUCCUGUCAUGACCAAAAUCUAUGAGACCCUGGGAAAGAAGACGUACAAGAGAGAACUGCAGGCACUCCAGGGGGAAGGAGAGAUGCCUCAAUCAGACAGCCCUCGCAAGAAUAGUAUCCGACAUAAACUGGUCUCUCUUACACUAAAGAAAAAAUCUAAGAUCACUGAGGAGGUCACAAAGCGCCUCAACGAUGGCGAGUAUGGUGUCCAUGGUAACAGCAUGCUGGAGGACCGGCCAACAUCCAACCUGGAGAAACUCCACUUCAUCAUCGGUAAUGGCAUUCUGAGGCCAGCGCUGAGGGAUGAGAUCUAUUGUCAGAUCUGCAAACAGCUGAGUCAGAACCCAUCUAAAAGCUCUCAUGCUCGAGGUUGGAUCCUCAUCAGUUUGUGUGUCGGCUGCUUUUCCCCGUCAGACAAGUUCCUCAAGUACUUGAGGAACUUCAUCAGUAGCGGGCCACCGGGUUAUGCUCCAUAUUGUGAAGAAAGAUUGAGAAGAACAUUUGUGAACGGGACGAGAACACAACCUCCAUCCUGGCUGGAGCUGCAGGCAACCAAGUCUAAGAAACCCAUUAUGCUGCCGGUGACGUUCAUGGACGGAACCACUAAAACGUUGCUGACGGACUCAGCCACAACGGCCAAGGAGCUCUGCAACACUUUGGCUGACAAGAUCAGCCUGCAGGAUAGAUUCGGCUUCUCUCUCUACAUUGCUCUUUUUGACAAGGUCUCAUCUUUGGGCAGCGGGAACGAUCACGUCAUGGACGCUGUGUCUCAGUGUGAACAGUAUGCUAAGGAGCAGGGAGCCCAGGAAAGGAAUGCCCCAUGGAGGCUGUUCUUCAGAAAAGAGAUCUUCACACCGUGGCACUGUGCUGCUGACGAUACAGUCGCCACCAACCUCAUCUACCAGCAAACUGUUAGAGGCGUCAAGUUUGGAGAGUACCGUUGUGACAGGGAGGACCUGGCAGAACUGGCAUCUCAGCAGUACUAUGUUGACUACGGCUCAGAGGUCCUACUGGAGCGGCUUCUGAGCCUCAUCCCGUCCUACAUCCCGGAUAGAGAGAUUAGCAGUUCCAAGACAGUGGAGAAGUGGGCUCACUUCAUCAUGGCGGCCCACAAAAAGGGCAUUUACACACAGAAGAGGUUUGACCCCCAAAAAGUCAAAGAAGAAGUGGUGGAUUUUGCUCGCCACAAGUGGCCUCUGCUCUUCUCUCGUUUCUAUGAAGCCUUCAAAUUCUCCGGUCCAAGUCUGCCUAAAAACGACCUCAUUGUUGCCGUCAACUGGACUGGUGUUUAUUUUGUCGACGAGCAAGAACAGGUCCUUUUGGAACUUGCCUUCCCGGAGAUCACUGCGGUGUCCAGCAGCAAGGGAGGAAAGUUGCAGAGUCAGAGCUUCACGCUGGCGACCAUCAAAGGAGAAGAGUAUACCUUCACCUCCAACAACGCUGAGGACAUCCGUGACCUGGUGGUGACCUUCCUGGAAGGCCUGAGGAAUAGGUCAAAGUUUGUGGUAGCACUACAGGACAGUCCCAAUGAGAAUGGUGAGCCGUCUACGUUCCUGAGCUUCCAGAAGGGAGACCUAAUCCUGCUAGACCAGGACACCGGCGAGCAAGUUCUCAACUCAGGUUGGGCACACGGCGUAAACGAGAGAACCAAUCAGAGAGGAGACUUUCCAGCUGACUCUGUCUACGUACUGCCCACUAUGACACGACCUCAGCAGGAGAUUGUGGCUCUCGUAACCAUGACACCUGACCAGCGGCAGCACUCAGUGCGAGUGUCGCAGCUCAUGCUUCCUGAGGGUGAAGACUCAGUCAAACCAUACACACUGGAGGAGUUCUCCUAUGACCACUUCAGGCCUCCCCCCAAACACACACUAAGCAGAGUAAUGGUAACCAAGAAUCGGGGUAAGGACAAGUUGUGGAGUUGCACCCGAGAGCCUCUCAAACAACCACUACUGAAGAAGGUGGUCCAACACGAGGACCUCGCUCAAGAGGCCUGCAUGGCAUUCAUCGCUGUGAUGAAGUACAUGGGUGACUACCCUUCCAAACGCACUCGAUCGGUCAAUGAGUUGACCGACCAGAUCUUUGAGGGAUCGUUGAAGACAGAACUUCUGAAGGACGAGAUCUUCUGUCAGAUCAUCAAACAGCUCACCGACAGCCAUGUCAAGUACAGUGAGGAAAAGGGCUGGGAGCUGUUAUGGUUGUGUACUGGUCUCUUCCCACCCAGUAACGUGCUGCUUCCGCACAUACAGCGCUUCCUACAGUCUAAGAGACAACACCCGCUCUCUGCUGACUGCAUGCACAGGCUACACAAAGCUUUACGAAACGGUUCCAGGAAGUAUCCUCCACAUCUGGUGGAAGUGGAGGCCAUCCAGCAUAAGACCACGCAGAUCUUUCACAAAGUUUACUUCCCUGAUGACACAGAUGAGGCAUUUGAAGUGGAGUCCAGUACCAAAGCCAAGGAUUUCUGUCAGAACAUCUCCACCAGACUGCUGCUCAAAUCUCCUGAGGGAUUCAGCCUCUUUGUCAAGAUCUCUGAUAAGGUUAUCAGUGUUCCAGAAGGAGAUUUCUUCUUUGAUUUUGUGCGACAUUUGACUGACUGGAUCAAGAAAUCGCGUCCAGCAAAAGAUGGAAUGGUUCCCUCUCUGACCUACCAGGUGUUCUUCAUGAAGAAGUUGUGGACUAGCACAGUUCCAGGAAAGGACUCCUUCGCCGACUCGAUCUUCCACUACUACCAGGAGCUGCCCAAAUACCUGCGUGGCUACCACAAGUGUUCGCGAGACGAAGUUUUCCAACUAGCCGCUCUUAUCUACAGAGUCAAGUUCGAGGAUGACAAAUCCCACUUUCCAACCAUUCCCAAGAUGCUGCGAGAACUGGUCCCCCAGGAUCUCAUUCGUCAGAUGUCACCAGAUGACUGGAAAAGGUCUGUGGUGGCCUUCUUCAACAAGCAGGCUGGUAAAUCACAAGAAGAAGCCAAGCUGAUGUUUUUAAAGAUCAUCUACAAAUGGCCAACCUUUGGCUCUGCCUUCUUUGAAGUCAAGCAAACCACAGAACCCAACUAUCCAGAGAUCUUGCUGAUUGCCAUCAACAAACAUGGACUCAGUCUCAUUGACCCAAAAACCAAGGAUAUUCUGAUCACACAUCCCUUCACUAAAAUCUCUAACUGGAGCAGUGGGAACACCUACUUCCACAUCACCAUCGGCAACCUCGUCCGAGGAAGUAAACUCCUCUGUGAAACCUCGCUGGGUUACAAGAUGGACGACCUGUUGACCUCCUACAUCAGUCAGAUGCUCACCACCAUGAACAAGCAGCGAUCAGGGCGAGGUCUCAACAAGUGAACUUCUUACUGGCAGGAGGCCGCAGAACUCAUCCGCCUCUUACGCCCUAUUGGCCACUACUGCAGCUGGGGGAGGACCUUCAGCGACCAGUUGUGGUGGAUGAGUCGUGGCGCAUCUGCCAGUUCGGAAGUGUCCACUCUCCCCGGGGGGAAUUCGGUCAGAAGCAGUAGUUAUGACAGCGACGACCCCGGCGAAGGUCCCAGCAACUACUACAACCUUUACCAGGACGAGCUGUCUAGUGAGGAUGACUACCUCUAAAACUGAUGCAACAGGGUUCUCCUAAUGACCUUUUGACCCAACUUCUCAUAUUCAAUAAACAGCCAAAAGUGUUUUUCGGAAGUUAGACAAUUUUAGUUAAAAAAAACAAAAACACCUGAGCUAGUUCUGCUUCUUUUUAUAAGAAAAGUAUCACAACACUUCUGCUGUAGGUCACUACAAAAUGUGUUGUGCUGCUGCAAUUGCAACUUAAUUUCUUAGCAUCCUUUGUAAUUUUCGUAUGUGUAUGUAUAUUCCCUCUCGGUAAGUACAAAUGCAUAAGAUGCAGUUGAAAAUUAUGGUUUUGUUGAUUACUGUUGGUACAUUUUUUUUGUUUUAAAAUGCUGAAGUUGUAACUCAUGUUCAGAUGUGUUUUCUAGGAUGUUUGGACCCAGACAGAUAUUUGUUGCAUUUCAGUGUAGAUGUUAAGUUAACUGUAGGUAUCACGUUAUUGAGGAUGUCAAGUUGUUUAGUUUGCUUGGCUUUGUUUUGAUCCGAUUUAACAAGAGAGUAAGAGGUUGCAUAGUGCCAAACUUUCCAUGUGAGGCCUUUGUAUUGUCUUCUCCGUGUGCAUUGUUAGGUGCUUGUUCCUGCAUAACUAGUUGAAUUUACAUUAUUUGUACAAUAUUAAACUUAAUUUAACUGAUGAAUGAUUUAUUCGUGUAACGUAGUAAAUGAGACAUGUUGUCAUUUAAAUUCUAUGUUAGCUUAGUGUAUUUUAUAUUGUAUACAGUAAAGUAAAAUAUGUCCUAAAAUACAGUAUUUUCCUCAGAUUAAAGUUGUUCAGAAAUGCAGUGUGUUAUCUUUGAAUCAAUUAUAAAUUGUUUAACAAUUUUUGACUAUGAUACCUAGCCUUUGCUAACCGACACAUUAACUUGUUACUCAAAUUUAACUUUGCAGCAAGUUUGUAUGUGGGUCACUGACAUAUGACAUGCAUAUUUUUGUGUGUAACUGCAUUAUUUCAGUUAAAUAACACAAGCCAUGCCAUGGUUAACUUUACUCUUUAAAAUUGAUUUAGUUUGAAUAAGGUUUCACUACAUUCAAAUAUAUUGGUGUAUGUUUUGGCAGCUCAAAUCCUUAAAAUUAUUAUUACUGGUACUUAAAAAAGGACAGUAUUUUAAUCUAAUGAUAUACGUUCAUCCAUCCAUCCAUUUUCUACCUUUUGUCCCUCACAUUCUGAUCAAAAAUGAACAGCAAAAACUUUCUGAUCCUUUAAAUGGUCUCUUGUUCUUAAUUUACCUGCUGAAAUCAUUGAGCUUUAUGGCUGAGUUUGUAAAAGAGCUUUAUCAUUGUAUGAAUAAAGAGCCUCUAAAGUUUGUACACUUUCAUGUAGGAAUGCACAGUCAAUUUUUUGUCAAGACCAAUACCAUAUCUACCUUUUUUUAAAUGUACAUUUAACUCCAUGUAGUUUGUCUACACCUUUCUUUUGGGGCAACGUAUUUAACAGUGCAUGCGUCUUCAUAGGCUUUCAAAUCACCAUCAUAGCAUUUCAGGUGGCUGAUACAGUUUGAUGUGUUGAGGUCUGUUUUUUCCCCUCCACGCAGAAUGUUUGCGGACCAUUUGGUGCAAAUAGCAGGCAAAAUGUGUUUUUCUGAAACAGUGAAGUCGUCCACCACCAUAUUUUGCAGUGAGCUCAGGGGACGUUUACGACAGCCUGUUUACAACACAAGUAGGAAAAAAAAUAGCACUUAAUUUUCUCACCCUAGUCAGCCUAACCCACCUAGACCACAAUACCUGUACAUGUGAUCUCACCUCAUUGGACCAUUUUUAAUA